AUGGCAGGAGAGAGGCAGAUGGAUCCACCAUGGACAGGAUUCGGCGGCGCACGGUGCACAGAGUUGGUUCCUGAUAAGGUUCGGUCAGCACUUCAGAACACACUCAAGGAUUACAGCUGGAUUACCUUGAUCUCUACAUUCGAGCUUCGGGAGCAACUAGCAGCUGAAGCUACGGCUGUUGUACAAGGUGAAAUCGAUGAACUCAGGAAGAGAAGUGAAGAAGCUGAGGAAAAGCUGGCGAGGACACAAAAGGAGAUGGAAGAGUACAAGAAGCUGACAGAGAUAAGCAACAAGGCAAUGGAGGAGAACAAUGCGUUGCUCAAGCGUAUCUUGGCCAUCAACAAUGCUUCUUCGACAUGA
Miscanthus lutarioriparius is the source of this 360-nucleotide messenger RNA. The record is from the annotation of a GenBank genome assembly. Lineage: Eukaryota; Viridiplantae; Streptophyta; Magnoliopsida; Poales; Poaceae.